Molecule: messenger RNA, 1584 nt
Organism: Cyphellophora europaea CBS 101466
Lineage: Eukaryota; Fungi; Ascomycota; Eurotiomycetes; Chaetothyriales; Cyphellophoraceae
Product: precorrin 3B synthase CobZ
Exons: 1
Coding region: 1-1584 (527 amino acids)
Source: RefSeq, a predicted model, not a curated record
AUGGAGGGCUCGAAACCAGAGCACUACGACGUCGUUGUAGUCGGCUCCGGCAAUGCCGGCUUCUCGGCCGCCUCUGCCGCUAAAGAGCACAACCAUUCGCUACGCGUACUCGUUCUGGAAAAGGCACCCUCAUCCUGGGCUGGCGGUAAUUCCACGUUCACCGCGGGUGCCUAUCGCACAGUGUUCAAAGGUCUCGAAGAUGUGCUUCCCAUCGUGCACAAUGUCACACCGGAUCUGGCCAAGCGAAUAGACAUGACGCCGUACACCGAGCAGGAUUUUAUGGACGAUCUGCAGCGGGUGACAGGGGGACGCACUGAUCCUCAUCUAGCGAAUGAGUUAGUGAACCAAAGCAAUGACACGACCAAGUGGCUGGCCCGGAACGGAAUCAAGUUUCGCCUGAGCUUCGAACGGCAAGCCUAUGAAAUUGAGGGGAGGUUCAAGUUUUGGGGUGGAAUGGUGCUGAAUGUGGUCGACGGGGGGAAAGGCCUUACCCUGCAACACCAAACCAACGCUGUCAAGCGUGGCAUCGAAGUGCGGUACGAGAGUCCCGUCGUGGGCUUAAUCAGAAGUGACGUUGAUGAAGUCCUCGGUGUGACGGUUCGUUCCUCCUCUGGCUCAACAUACCCAAUCCUAGCUACAGGUGGCGUGAUUCUCUGCGCCGGUGGCUUCGAAGCCAACGCCUCUAUGCGAGCUGCAAAUCUAGGUCCGGGGUGGGACAAAGCCUACGUUCGCGGCACGCCGCAUAACACGGGCGAAAUGCUCAAGAUGGCGAUCGAUGCAGGCGCAAAAGCCGUAGGCAACUGGUCCGGCUGUCACUCAACGUGCUGGGACGCCAAUGCGCCCACCGAUGCCGGCGACCAACAGCUCACCAAUCAAUUCACCAAAUCUGGCUAUCCACUCGGCCUCAUGAUCAACACUGAUGGUGACCGCUUCGUCGACGAAGGCCUCGACAUGCGCAACUAUACGUAUGCGAAGUUUGGGCGCGCAAUCUUACAGCAACCCAAUGGUCUAGCCUUCCAGGUCUGGGACGCGACUGGUACGGGUUGGCUGCGGAAGGAAGAAUACGCGCCAGAUGUUGUGGAGCGUAUUUCCGCCGACAGCAUCCAAGACUUAGCGAAGAACCUCACAGCCCGAGGCCUGAGUCGGCCAGAGACGUUUGUGCGGACGAUUGAAGAGUACAACCAAGCUGUCUCCGCUCACAGACAGGAGAAUCCUAGCGUUAUCUUCGAUCCGUCAAAGAAGGACGGUCUCUCUACGCGUUCAUCUAAGGGUGGUCUUGAGCUCGACAAGACGAAUUGGGCGCUUCCGUUGACGAAAGCUCCCUUCUUAGCUGUCAAGGUGACGUGCGGCGUCACGUUUACGUUCGGUGGUGUCAAGGCGGACCCCAAGACAGCAGCGGUGGUUUCUGAAUACAACGAGCAGGCAAUUCCUGGCCUUUUUGUUGCUGGAGAGAUGCUGGGAGGGCUGUUCUAUGACAAUUAUCCCGGGGGGAGCGGGUUGACGAGUGGUGCUGUUUUUGGACGGAAAGCAGGGAGAGCUGCAGCAGAGCGAGCCAGCGAGAAGAAAACCUCGGCGAAACUGUGA